This is a messenger RNA of Musa acuminata subsp. malaccensis (wild Malaysian banana), 895 nucleotides long. RefSeq lists its product as uncharacterized. The record is from RefSeq and is a predicted model, not a curated record. Lineage: Eukaryota; Viridiplantae; Streptophyta; Magnoliopsida; Zingiberales; Musaceae.
UCUCUUUCCCAAAACCAGUCAUCCUUAAUUUGCUGAAAGAGAUCAUCUCAGAGAGGCAGAGAGAGAAGGAUCGAGCAGUUUCUUCCCCUUCAACAUACUAUAAUCAUUUACAACCUCUCUCUCUGUCUCUCUCUCUCUCUCUCUCUCUAUCUGUCAAACAUGAGCAAUCCCACCACCAACCUCAACCUCAUGUUAAUUCUCAAACUCUUCCUGAUCACUUUGCCCACCAAAGGAGGAGUGUCGGCCGACGUCGAACUGCACCCGGUCAUGGAGUACUACACGACGGCCACCCCGAUCCAGCAUCGACAAGCGGCGGCGGCGGCCCGCGAGCUGACGCCGUUCCAGCUCUGCCUGGAUUGCCGGUGCUGCGCCGCCAACAACGCCAGCAACUGCUCCACCAUGCCCUGCUGCUUCGGCAUCGAUUGCAAUCUCCCCGACAAGCCCUUCGGCGUCUGCGCCUUCGUGCCCAAGACCUGCAACUGCACCUCCUGCCAGUGACUGCUCCCGCAUGGCCGUGCAAGGUAGACACACAAAACUCAAACAGUGGUUGAUACUGGAUAUGAAGUUAGAUUUAGAAUAUAAAUGGUUUGAUUUGGAGUACUUCUUCUUCUUCUUCUUCUUGUUGUUGUUGUAUUACUUCUUUGAAUCUAUUUGCUGUUAUUACCAUUGGCUUGUUUUCACUUUGUUUUGGUUGGCAAGUGAAUCACGAGGAAAGUGUCUAUAGCUGCUUGCUUGAGAUUCUUGUCCUAUGGAGCAAUUAUUCAGUCUGAGACCCGUACUUCAUGUGCUGUCCAUUGUUACAUGAUUUAGAAAAAGAGAGAGAGAGAGAGAGAGAGAGAUUCUUCUGUAAAACCUUAGUUCUACUCUUUUAUAUAUAUCUUGAGAUUUCAGCUCA